Molecule: messenger RNA, 3545 nt
Organism: Scophthalmus maximus (turbot)
Lineage: Eukaryota; Metazoa; Chordata; Actinopteri; Pleuronectiformes; Scophthalmidae
Gene: gnai2b
Product: guanine nucleotide binding protein (G protein), alpha inhibiting activity polypeptide 2b
Exons: 9
Coding region: 888-1955 (355 amino acids)
Biological process (GO): adenylate cyclase-modulating G protein-coupled receptor signaling pathway; gamma-aminobutyric acid signaling pathway
Cellular component (GO): heterotrimeric G-protein complex
Molecular function (GO): GTPase activity; G protein-coupled receptor binding; G-protein beta/gamma-subunit complex binding
Source: RefSeq, a predicted model, not a curated record
AUAAUAUGUGUUGGUUAUCAAUAUCACAUGGUGCCCACUAGUGACUGUCGACUAGCAGAGGAAAACAGAUAUACGUCCAUUCGGCGGCGCUGUGCGCCAACUCCUUAAAUCAGUGGCACAUCAUGUGCCAAGAUGUCCCACACGAAUCACCAAUUUUGUUUUUGCAAUUUUAACAGCGCGUCCUCCCGUAUCACUGCGCACACACGGAGCUGCUCCUCCACGGUCCAGUCCACCUCGUACUGAGUCCGCAUCAUCCGUGAUGAGAGAUGCGGAGGAAUGAGGCUGGCACGGCGCCCACUGCGGUCCGCACACGCACGCCCCCCUCGAAUCACGCCUCUCUAAUUGGUGCUGUUUAAUUGGACUGCAAGUCGUCCGCGUGACGUCGACGCGACUGGUCGACUCUACUUUUGCAAUUGUCUCGGGGAUCGCAGAGGAUUGACCUCGCUGACCAGCAGCGACACGGGACGUGCCGCAGUCGCUCGACCGUCGCAGGAGGACGCGCUGCGCACAAGGGGCCGAGAGGACGAGUCUGCGGAUGGAGAGGAGCUGCGUCGGAGCGCAUCGACAUGGACCAGCAGUAACGAGCCCGAGACUGUGUUGUGUAAAGACAACACACGAUUUGGAUGCAUCAUCAUCUGUGCGUGCGUGUGCGUGCAUGUGUGUGUGUGUGUGUGUGUGAGCCAUCUGCUUGAACUCUGCAGGAACAAUUGACUUUUUACGCGCGGGGCAACAACUCUUGGAAUCGGCCUUUUUUUUUCCUGCUGGAAGCAACAGCUCCGCCGUUUAUAUUUUUGGCAUCGACCGGAACCAUUCAUUCACAUUGAAGCCUGUAUACAUAUUUUUUUUUUUUUUUGCACAAGUGUUUGGUGCACCUGCGUUUUGGAGCCAUGGGUUGUACGGUGAGCGCCGAGGACAAGGCUGCCGCGGAGAGGUCGAAGAUGAUCGACAAAAACCUCCGGGAAGACGGAGAGAAGGCAGCCAGAGAAGUGAAAUUGCUCUUAUUGGGUGCAGGGGAGUCUGGGAAGAGCACCAUUGUAAAGCAGAUGAAGAUCAUCCACGAAGACGGCUACUCAGAAGACGAGUGUAAGCAGUACCGGGCGGUGGUUUACAGUAAUACCAUCCAGUCUAUUAUGGCCAUUGUUAAAGCCAUGGCCAGUCUCAAGAUAGACUACAGCAACCCAGCCAGAGUGGACGAUGCCCAGCAGCUCUUUGCUCUGUCGGCGGCCGCUGAAGAGCAGGGCGUCCUUCCCGAUGACAUGGCCAAUGUGAUGAAGCGAUUGUGGGGUGACAGCGGUAUACAGAGCUGCUUCGCAAGGUCGCGAGAAUACCAACUCAACGACUCUGCAGCAUAUUACCUGAAUGACCUGGAGAGGAUAGCUAAAUUAGACUAUAUCCCCACGCAGCAGGAUGUGCUGCGAACUCGGGUCAAGACCACUGGCAUUGUGGAGACUCACUUCACUUUCAAGGAACUGCACUUCAAAAUGUUCGAUGUGGGCGGCCAACGCUCAGAGAGAAAGAAGUGGAUCCACUGUUUUGAAGGAGUCACAGCCAUCAUCUUUUGCGUUGCACUUAGUGCUUACGACCUGGUGCUGGCCGAGGAUGAGGAGAUGAAUCGAAUGCAUGAGAGCAUGAAGCUGUUUGACUCGAUCUGCAACAACAAGUGGUUCACCGAGACCUCCAUCAUCCUCUUCCUCAACAAGAAGGAUCUCUUCGAGGAGAAGAUCCCUCGCAGCCCCCUUGCCAUCUGCUUCCCAGAGUACUCAGGAGCCAACAAGUUCGACGAGGCGGCCAGCUACAUUCAGACCAGGUUCGAGGACCUGAACAAGAAAAAGGACACCAAGGAGAUCUACACCCACUUCACCUGUGCCACGGACACCAAGAACGUGCAGUUUGUCUUUGACGCCGUCACUGACGUCAUUAUUAAGAACAACCUGAAAGACUGUGGUCUUUUCUAAAGGAUGAUGCCCGACGCAUACAGACUUGCAUGAGACUGCAACAGCCGUGUGAUGAUUACUGCUUUUCAUACUGAAAACCCUAACAGACUUGAUUCCUAGAGGGGACACCUGAAAGAACUUCAACAAUCACUAAUUUGCAACCAUCACAUUGUGUAUGGUGUCAUUAUUAUUUAUGGGAUAUACAGAUAUACACCGAUCAGCCACAACAUUAAAACCACUGACAGGUGAAGUGGAUAUCAGCAGCUAUCUCGUUUUAAUCCAAUGUUCUGCGGGGAAACCUUGGGUCCUAGCAUUCAUCCUUGUGUAACUCUGACACAAAACAAUCACGUAAUUAUUGUUGCAGACCAGACGCCAGGCAGACCCCCCCCCCCCCCCCCCCAUGGCACUCUCCGUCGGCAGCAGCCUCACCCACCAGUUUUGACUCGGCCUCCAACCUCCCCAGAUCCCAAUUCGAUCAAGCACGUAGGACACGAGAAGAAGCCCAGAACCCAACCCAACCUCACAAAACCCACAGGACCCAAAUGAUGCGCUGCCAAUGUCCCCACACCACAGAACACCCCCAAAGGUCCUGUUUCCAUUCCCAGGCGGGUCAGAGCUGUCUUGGCGGCACAAGGGCAACCUACACAAUUUUAAGAGGUGGUUUUAAUGUUGUGGCUGAUUUGUGUGUGUGUGUAUAUAUAGCAGUAAUGUCACUAACAUUAUAUAUGCUGGACACCAAGUACAUACUGAGUACAUUUGACCAAGUAUCCCCUAAAUGGAGUAGAACCAAUAACAAUCAAGGCACUCAGCUAAGAAUUGCUGUUUUUUUUAAAUUAGAUUAUGACAUUAAUUAUUUGAGCCGACUGGCUCUCAUCAUAGCAUAUGAAAAUACAGUCAAGUUAAAUUAUUUCCAUCCUCAAUAAGCCUUCGAGGACCAGUUUGAGUUUCAGAUUUGUAUUUGAGUUGAGUUUUUUUUUUAAAUUUUUGUUUCAUUUCCCCUUUUGCUUUUGAAGUUCAGUAAGAGGAUAGAGUACAAAAAACACUUUUUAUAAAAAUCACAUUAACUUAUGAUAACUAACGUUGGCAUUUUGUGAACCUUUUGACUGCACAGAGCUUAUUUUUAGAAGAAAAAAAACUAACAAGCAUGAGGAAUGAAAACAGGCAAAGGGAAAAUGUUUUUUGUACAAUGUUUACACAGAAUCAAUGUUCACAAUUGUACUAUAGUGCAUUAUUCUGCAUGACUGUCCCUAGUUUAGCCUGUUCCCCCCACAAACUGAAUAACAUUCCUAAGUAACUUCUUUAAAGAAACAAAACAGAAAUGGUAAUGUGGCACUCCUAAAAGACCUGCAAGAUUUUCAAGUGGUUUAAGUCUAACAUGGAUUGUUCUGUACUAUUUGUUUCAUUCCGAGUCUUUUUUCCAUGUGUUCGUGCCUUGAUAUCUGUUUACACUCGUUCUUUAGAGACAUUCUAUCUUCAUAGUGAGAAUUAGGGCUAUUUUUACUCCACUUCAAUUCACAUAAUCCAUUGAUUAAGAAGCACCAGAACACUGAGGCAAGUUGAUGAUAGCCGUUGAUUAAUAUUGUUAAAUGUAAAUAAAGUUUGGUGACAUGA